Molecule: messenger RNA, 1055 nt
Organism: Galendromus occidentalis (western predatory mite)
Lineage: Eukaryota; Metazoa; Arthropoda; Arachnida; Mesostigmata; Phytoseiidae
Product: UPF0449 protein C19orf25 homolog
Exons: 2
Coding region: 448-801 (117 amino acids)
Source: RefSeq, a predicted model, not a curated record
GGAGGAGCAGAGUGGACCAGAAAGCCGGGAAUUACACGCAGCAUCGUUCAGUUCUCGGUUUUUUUUCGUGCCUGGAAGCGGUUCAGGAUGCGGCGGGCGACCGACGCGCGUUUCGCCUAGGGCGGCCUGAUCGCUUCUGCUUGGGAGCUGUUCCCUCAUACAAUUACAUGUGUCGUUGCAACCGAAAACAUAAAUAGGAGACUGCAGACUCGCUGCGCACAUAUCCAUCGCUUCACGUCUCUAGGACUCGGGUCGCGCUUCAGAAACCCCUUGAUCAGGCCGGCGGAAGGAGCUCUACAGAUAGAAGCAGAAAGAAUCAUCGUGAGCUGGGAAUCGAUGGAAUUUCUCAGAGAUUGUCCCGAUGGGGUCGAAGCCGAGUAGGAGGGUGGUGAACCUAUCCUGACGAGUGGUCGCAGCUCCACGUUUUUGCUGCGCGACGCUCCAUUGAUGGAGCUGUUCAGACGAAAAACCGCACUGCCUUCUCGGCCUCAGCCGCCACCUUUCGAGCAGAUCGAGGAAGAUUUGGCUUGUUCCCCUGCGGACGUCGUGUUCUCGUUGCAACCGGAUUGCAUCUCAUUCUCCGCGUCGCCGGGUCUUCCUCCCGAUCGGGGAAACCAAUCAAAAGAGGAUCAGGAACCCGAAGAGUGCUACCAAAAAGUGAAGCAAUUCAUCGAGAUGAAUGAUCGAGUCGCUGGUUUCGCUGAGGUACUACAGAAGAAGACAGACCAGCUGCAGAGUAUGCGUCAGGAGUUAGACACAGAGAUGGAACGAGUGAAGAGAUCUCUCCAGCAAUUGCCUUGAACUCCGAGCCUUGCGACGAUUUCUGCGACCCUCAAACGUCACUACCGCCUGAUCCCUGAUGUACUCACGGACGAAUCGUCCCAAUCGAGUCCCUCUCCACAGUCAGCACCGCUGAUAGAGCCAAAGUACUACACUCUGACAAACCUGAGCUAGACAAGUCGCUUCGAACGCCGACCUUACUCCGAAGUCGGUCUGGGAAAAUACCUCGAGCCAUGUUGAACCCUAGUGAAUAAAUUCUAUCACGUUGAGGAAAA